UAUACUGAGCAAAAAUGGCUCAAGAUUUGUCUGAGGAAGAAUUGAGGAGACGGUUCGAUGAGGAAUUCAAUUUAGAAAUCGAAAACCUCCUUGGAAUGGGUCAACGUAAGCCAGCCCAUAUCAAUAUGUCGUUGAUUGCAAAGAGAAAUCUACCUGAAUCAACGGUGCAAGGAUCAGGAGAUGAGCUUAUUGCAGGCUUGAUGAAGCUGACCCAUGUGCGACUUGACAGAGAGAACAUCACAGAGAUUGAUAACCUUGAGAUGCUUGGACCUGUAACCAAUCUUUAUCUCCAGCAAAAUUCCAUUGAGAAGAUAGAGAACUUGGAGUGUCUUACUGCUAUUCAGUUCCUCACCCUGGCCGGGAAUAAGAUACACAAGAUUGAGAACUUGAAGAUACUCGAUACCCUCAAGCUCUUAGAUCUCUCCGAUAACAAGAUUGCAGAGUUGUCAGAAGAAGAGCUUCCCAAGUCCUUGGUGUUCCUGGAUGUAAGAGGGAAUCCUUGCAGAGACCUUCCAGAUUACAGGACACGACUUCUUGCAGCCCUUCCAAACCUGAAGCAGCUUGACAACGAGAUGCUGAGUAAAGAUGUAAAGAGAGCAGCCGGUCAUCCCGUAUCUAGCGAUGAGGAGGAGGAGGAGGAGGAAGAUGAAGGAGAUGGAGAUCGUAGCAGUGGUCAAGAUAAUGUUCAGAUAGAUGACGUUUUCCGCUUGAGUGCAGACUUAAUCCACCGGUCGCGAGAGAGGGCGUCCCAGUAUACCGAUCAGCAUGACCGUCACAUGCUGCAGAUCGAGGAAGUCCGCAGCCAAUCGCGGCAGGCCAUGGAAACGGCAAGGUCAAGUCUGGUGUCGCCACGAUCGCCCAGAGAAAAACAGCGCCAGCUUACCCCCUCUCCAGCAUCCAGAUAGGGACGGUGUAACAACCGUGUAUAGCUUUUAUAAGGCCAAGGAAACUUAAUUCCUAGUUUCUUGUUCUCUUGUGCUUCCUUUUUUGUCACUUGAUACUUCUGUUUUGAAAUGAAGAAAAAAAAAUAUCUUAUUAAAUUCCUCAAACAAUGAGGUAACAAAAACAUUGACCUGGCAGGGAUUAAUUCCUUGAAAUGCUAGAGCGCCGUAAUGGCAGCACAGCUAAAGCCGGGAUAAUAAUCUCCAAGUUGCGAAGCGCUGAGUGAUUGUAAUAAGCGCUAUAUAAAAACUGAGUAUUAUUAUUAUUAUUAUUAUAAUAUCUUACCAUUUUCAUUUCGUUUUGAAGCCUCUGAAGUCUGUACUCCAUUUUCAUGUGCAAUUUUGUCAAGAAAAUUGGUGUUGAAAUCGACCUCAUAGGAGGUGUGUGUGGAUAAAUUAUCAGAUAUCAAACUUGAGGACAAGAAACGGAGUAUUAAUUUUGCUUGGCCUAAUGUAAAUAGAGAGAGACUACAGGGAGAUUCCAUAAUAACAAAAUAGCUUAUAAUGAGGAAGUGCGUGUCAUGAAAAGAGUGAAGAAUGACUUAGUGCCACCUUUGUAUCAUUCCAUUAUUUAUAAUUCAUGAUGCGAAUAAGAAAUGUGUUCUCAAAUAGUGUUUUUGUGGUUGUUAAAGCCCCCCACUGCACUACUUAGCUACUUGCUCCCUCUAUAUAGCAAGCAAUGCCUAAUCGGUGCCUGUUGGUCCCCCAUGAUCCCCUUUCUCUUAUGUUAAUUGAGAGCUGAUUUGAUGAGAUAACCACCUGUCCAGUGACCUUGCAGGGAGGUCUAAUCCCUCUUGACCAAACUAGUACAGACAGGCUUUCAGACUUUGUUGUAAUGGAGUUUAC
Messenger RNA from Strongylocentrotus purpuratus (purple sea urchin), 1787 nucleotides. RefSeq names its product leucine-rich repeat-containing protein 46. Bases 15 to 905 code for a protein of 296 amino acids. Lineage: Eukaryota; Metazoa; Echinodermata; Echinoidea; Camarodonta; Strongylocentrotidae. The transcript is spliced from 7 exons. Gene Ontology annotation, molecular function: protein binding. The record is from RefSeq and is a predicted model, not a curated record.